This is a messenger RNA of Acanthochromis polyacanthus (spiny chromis), 4370 nucleotides long. RefSeq names its product killer cell lectin-like receptor subfamily B member 1C. The record is from RefSeq and is a predicted model, not a curated record. The coding region runs from base 2612 to 3319 and encodes 235 amino acids. The transcript has 6 exons. NCBI's taxonomy places the organism in Eukaryota, Metazoa, Chordata, Actinopteri, Pomacentridae.
GCCCGCACCGAGAAGCUGAGCUCUGGGAAACGAGAGAAGAGUGGGGCUGUGAGGGAACCACCACUUCAGAACCCCCUGGCUGGCUGCCGGCGGCUGGGGAGAUGCUCCGGUGGCUGGCCACCGGCAGCCAGCCACCGGCAGCCAGCCACCGGCUGGGGAGAUGCUCCGGUGGCUGGCCACCGGCAGCCAGCCACCGGCAGCCAGCCACCGGCUGCCGGCGGCCGGAGGAUCUCUCCUGCUAGCAACUGCUGCCUGUGGCGGCCCACCGUUUCACCGCGGCGGGUUCUUGGUGUGGUGGAGCUGUCAGGGAUUACGGGAGCGAACUCGCCGCUGGCUGGCUCUUUUCCUCUUGGGUUUGCUCCCAAGAGGCGGCUCAGUCCCUCGGUGACAGCUUGUUGGAGCUCCCUCAGUUCUUCCUCCAUCUGCAGUCGGGCGAGCGCCAUCCCACUUCUGACACCAAUGUAGCACUGAGCGCGUCCUCUCCUGUCUUGCAUACCUGGAAGCAGGCCCAGAAACAGCUUGUUCUGAGGAGGGCUGGUGAGAAUGAAUUUUUCGAUCGCUGAAACUGAUGAUUUUGGGGCGAACAAACUUAAAUACUAUGUUUUUGGGCUUCUGAGACCUAUAUGACGUGACUGAAAAAUAGCAUAAUAUGGGACCUUUAAAUCUUCUUGUUGACAGCAAACAAAGCUUCAGAGGAUAAUUAUGUACUGUAUAUCUGAUGAAUAUAAAUAUAUACAACUUGGCACAAAUUACACUGAUAAUCAGCUAAGAGGCCUCCACCUGAAGUCUACAGAGCCACUGUAAGUAACAGAAUGUAGGUGGAAAUACUGCCAUCACCAAAAUCCCAUGAUAUGACAUUUCAGCUUGACACAGAGCUGCUCUUAUAAUUUGUUCACAAGAAGGAGGAAACGUCUUUUCUUAUCUGAACAUAAUUUUAAGGCAAGCAGCUUUUUGUAAACAAUAGCCGCUUUAGUUUUUCAAGGUGAUUCAAAGAGGAUUUUGGUCAUGAAUGAUGAGGUAAUGUGCCAGGUUCAGAAUCUCCUGCAUGUGGGAAAGUUAGUUAACCAUUAAAUAAGAAAUUCUGGACCACUCUUAAGAUAUUUCCUUACUUGCAAAUACCAAACCCCUCACACACACACACACACACACACACGCGCGCGACUGUAUGGGAGUGGAUUAUUGUUUCUCAUACACUAUAUCAAGCAAACAUGCAAAGUUUAAAUUAAAUAUCAGCCAUCUUUUCAUAGCAUGCACAUUGCUUGUAAUUUUACCUUUAAUAAGUUUCUCUCUAUAUAAUACAGAAGCACACUAUGUAUAGUUUGGAGUUCAUUUCCAUGUCGCUGUUGAUGUAAAUUUCUUCCAUAGCCAAAAGCAGAAGUUCAUCAGAGCUGCAAAUGAGAAACAGCAACUUCUCUUAUUACGGUGCCCUGUGGUUUAGAUGUAGUGGUACUUCUCUGUCUACAAGUCUGAUAGAAUUCAUAAGUGACUAUGCAAUGAUGGCAGAUGGAGAAGUUUGCUACGCUUCAGUUGUAUUCAGAACUAAUAACAAGCAACCCCGACAAGAAGGUAAGUUAAUUUUUUUUUUAAAUGUACAAUGCGAGAAAGAUACUAGAACUCAGGCUGUUGAUCUGCAACAGACUCUGCACCUUUGUUUACAACGCUGGUUAAAUCCAAGCCUUUAUCCUUUAAAUGUAUGUAGCAAUGCUUCACAAUGACAAUGUCCUCAACACUGAGACUUUACUUACAAAUUAAAAUCUUUUUACCAACUGUUAUAGACAAUGAUGUUCACCAUCAGCUACUUAAAGUACAGCACAGUCUCAGCCAAUUUGUUUAAAAAAAAAAAUCAAGAUGCAGUGUUGCAAUUAACAUCUUGUCUGAAAAUUGAUAAUAGAUUGUUAAAAGGGUUGAAGUUUUAUAUGCGUUGAAAAUUAAAAAUAGUCUUUCCAACAUACAGCAUGUCAGUUGGCCUCUUUUGUUUCCUUUUCUUUUUUUAUUUAUUCAACUCUGAAUGAAGAUUACUCAAUGAAAAAGCUUCCUGAAACUGGCUGGGAUGAAACUUAUUUCUUACAUACUUCUCCCUACAACAAAUUCAGACUUUCUUCCUUCCCUUGUGGUCUGACAUUAGGCAGAAAUCUUUAUCACCAUCUUAGAUUUUAACUGAUAAAUUUAAUGUCCUGUGAGUGUCUAUGAAGCAUCAUAAAGAUCUGAGAUACAGAAAUUUGUCAAUCUCAAGCAAAGUGCUGCUAUUUUAAUGAAUAAGACAGAAAGGAAGUCGUCUUUAAUUAAGGAUUACACAAUUUAAAAAAACUAAUCUUUUCACCUUUCAGCUCAAAAAGAAGAGGAAACUGUGUAUGAUGAAGUGAGAGUGGAAAAUCAAACAGCUGAACAAAAUCCUGAUGCGAACGGAUUCUUGCCAGACAAGAAAGCAGACAGGAGACGUCGCUGCUAUCAGCAGCUGGCUUGUAGUUUGGGGGUUCUAUGUGUAAUUUUGGUGUUGGGCAUCGUAGCCUUUGUCAUCUACACUUCUACUAUUUCAGCUUCUACUCCCACUUCUCAUAAUGAGAGUGAUGUAAGUCAGCUGAACCAGUUAAAAGAUAACCAAACGGCAUUAAUGGCUGUCAUUCGCAACCUGACAGAAAUCAACAACAUGCUCAGCUCAGACAAUGAGAACUUGAGAAGGAACCUCGACAACCUGACACAAGCCUAUGCUGUCUUAGAAAGGAACAUGACCAGCUUGACUACAGCAAACCAGAACCUCACAAUGAAAAUCGAGGAACUGAACACACAAAUCCAGGAGCUGGAGAAUGACCUGACACAACAAAUACAAAACUGGAAGAAGUUCAACACCAGUCGAGCUCAGUGGAGCAUUGAUGCCUACUGCCCGAUAAACAAAGAAAGUAACAAACGUCAGUGUGAACCCUGUCAGAAGGGCUGGGAUACAGACAAGUCCAUACAUGUCUGCUAUGCAAUUAAUAAUCCUACAGAACCUGAGAAGCUGAGAACCUGGGAAGAAGCUCAAGAAGACUGCAGUGGAAAGAAUUCAGAUUUAGCUGUUGUUGUUACUACAGCAGAAAAGAAAUUUGUUAAUAAAAAUUGUUGGAUUGAAAACAACCUUAAACAAUACUGGAUUGGCCUGAGAGCUGUAGACGGGAUAUGGAAGUGGAUCGAUGGAAGUAAUCUGACUGAAACCUCCUGGAUGUCUGGACAGUCUGCUGCUGAUGGUUCCUGUGCUGUUUCUAUCCAGAAUCAAGAAUGGAAAUCAGUGAACUGCACUGAGAAGAACCGCUGGAUCUGUCAAAAGAAAGCUUUGUCUGUUUAAAGACAGCAGUCAAACUUGAGAAGGUUUCUGAAUAGUUGGUAGAGAUUCAUUUCACAGAAGAUUGUAUGACCUGGGUCAUGAAUGUCAAAGCUGGAUGCUUAUUUAGAGGAAAGAGAAAGAAAUGUAUUUAAAGUCAUUUAUUUUCUAAAGCUGUUUGUGUAUGUGCUUACAGUGUUUGUGUGUGGAGGGAAAAAAAAGAUAAUUUCCAUUGUGUCAAUCUGCUGACAUCAGCACUGAGUAAAAUAAAGUAGCUAGCCUGUCAGGGCAAUCAAAUGUUGUUCAUCGUUAACUUUAACUUUGCUUUUUUUUUUUUUGUGCACUGCAAAAGACGCAAUUUGUCCAUCAGCACACUGAUAAAAUGCAGCAUUUUCCAUUGCUGCUGCUGUUUGGUCAACAGAGGGCGCUGCAUUGCUUCUAAAUAACAUGUUAUCAGGGUUUUUGUGUCAUUUAUAUCCAAUGUAAAGAGCAUUUUAAUGUAGAACAGGCAGCUGAUGCUAUAUAUCUAAUUACAAGCAAUGUUUUUGGUGAAAAAAAGUGUUGCCACAUGACUCGUUCUUGUUCACUGAAAAUGUCAAUAAGUCUUAAUGAAAUGAGAAAAAACUGCAGGAUUCUGUGAAAUGUUUAAUGAAGAUGAGGUGUAAAUAGAGCUGACCUCAGUGUGUUUGCUACAUUUGAGAAUCAUGAAUCGGUCACACUGUCAACAUCAGCACCAACAGAGCUCCAGAGAAGAACAGGAUGUAACAAACUGUCUGAUUUACAAAGAGGAAUAAUGGUUGUUAAAUGUGACUUCAGACUUUUUCAGUGUUGUGAUAAGAAGCACUGUUAAGUUGAAACUUGUUUCGGUCUAACUUACGUCAGAGAGAAGAUCAGUGGUUCAACUGUUAUCUUACAGCAAGAGGGUUCUGAAGCCUUUCUGUAUCGACUUUACAUGUUCUCCCUUGUUCACAUGACUGUCUGGUACAGGUCAGGUGAAUGUGUUUCCCUCCCUGUGUAACACCAAAGAUUUUUUCCUGUCAUUAAUGCAAUAAUACAGAUUGUUUGUAGUAAAAUU